GUGAGCGCGCGCGUAGGAUGAUGAUCGCGCGCGAGGCAGCGGCCUUUCAAAGUCUCUUCUCUCUUCUACGCACUAUCUACUACAAUGGCUCGUGGCGGUUACAAGGUCAAGCGGGGAGGUGGUCGUAGCAAACAUCUCGAGCUCGACGAGAACGGGACAGCCGUAUCCAAAGACAAAUGGGCCAGACGAGACAAGGACAUCGACGAAGACAGCGAGGAAGGGUCCGAGGAAGAGAAAGAGGAGUCGUCUGAAGAGGAGUCUGACGAAGCCCCUUCCUCCACACAGCCACAACAAGAGCUCACUCGAGGGGAUGAGGAUGAGGGCAGCGACCAAGAACCCAUCCUGGCCAAUCCUAACAUUGCUGCUGGGAAGAAGCUGAACAUCGCGGACCUUGGUUCAUCGCGAGAGCUCACUAGGCGUGAGAGGGAUGAGAAGGAGAAGAAGGAAGCUAAGGAGCGAUACUGGAAGUUGCACGAGCAAGGCAAGACUGAGGAAGCCAAGUCGGACCUCGCUCGUCUGGCCAAGAUCCGCGCCGAGCGUGAGGCUGCUCAGGCAAAGCGUAAGGCUGAGACCGAAGCCAAGGCUUCCGAGCUUGAGGCGAAGAAGCGAGAGGCGGCUUCCAAGGGCAAACGCAUAUAACGACAGUCCUUGUGGGAUCGGUUGUAGAAGGCACGUUCUAUCGCUGUUGUAUAUCAGAAGUCCAAGUGUUGUAUUACCACCUACUCGCUCCAAUCAUGCGCAAGUCAAAUUGCAUCCCCGGAACUGAAGCUGAGCCCAGGAGCUAAGCAGGACGACUCAAGGUGGCGACGGUUUUAAGUUGCCAUUGCUCACGACUCUCCAUCACCGCCGUCCCAUAAUCGGCCCGCCAGAUCGACGGUCGGACGCAGUCAGCCACCGAUGGUCGCGACCCACCCAGGUUGCCUUCGAGUGAGCCUACAGCCAGCCUCAGGUCAGCCCUCAUCCGUUCUGAAUUCAGCCCCCGUCAGCCCGAGGUCAUUGCCUGGUCAGCCUCUACU
Messenger RNA from Fomitopsis serialis, 1016 nucleotides. RefSeq names its product casein kinase substrate phosphoprotein PP28-domain-containing protein. Lineage: Eukaryota; Fungi; Basidiomycota; Agaricomycetes; Polyporales; Fomitopsidaceae. The coding region runs from base 85 to 639 and encodes 184 amino acids. Gene Ontology annotation, cellular component: cytosol. The transcript has 8 exons. Gene Ontology annotation, molecular function: RNA binding. The record is from RefSeq and is a predicted model, not a curated record.